This is a messenger RNA of Coniophora puteana RWD-64-598 SS2, 1770 nucleotides long. RefSeq lists its product as uncharacterized. Lineage: Eukaryota; Fungi; Basidiomycota; Agaricomycetes; Boletales; Coniophoraceae. The record is from RefSeq and is a predicted model, not a curated record. The transcript has 8 exons. Bases 1 to 1770 code for a protein of 589 amino acids.
AUGUAUCUGGGUCGUUAUCAGUACCAAGCUCCCCCAUCCAGCGGGUCCGGACGGACCACUCCAGGCAGCAACACGACCUCCCGCCCUCCGUCCAGAACGAACAGUAUUCAUCGUUCAAACUCUCAGACGACGCCCGCGCACACUUCCCACCCAAGGCCCGUGUCUCAGGGAUCAGCAAGUCGCUCGCUGCCCAUGACCUUCAGCCAGUCGGCUCGCCGUAACCCAUCUGACGCUGCAACACCCAUGCCGUUGAGCCAGCCUCGCCGUGUUUCUUCCAACGAGAACCUUCCCCCGUCCAUCACUGCUGGGAUACGCAGGACCAGGGACGACUUUGAGUCUGAAUCCGACGUGAACACUCUCCAGCUCAGCGGUCAGGAUAUCAAACGCUUCAAGUCCGUGGCCGACACCAUCGCCGCGUCCUUGGAAAUUGACAAGAAUGUCCUUCAUGAGUUUGUCGAGCUCGGCAACAUAGUUCCAAUGCUCAUUGAUAUCCGAGCCCACCAAGAAGCGGCGACGAUGUCUAACGAGGACAAGACAAGACAUAUGUGGGACAACAAGCUCCAGUCAAAGGACUACCGGAGCAUGGUCACCGUGCGCUUGACAGCCGCCCUGGUGUCCUCAAGUCUCACUGCCUUUGUCGUCAGGUUCACCGACGAAGUAAUGGCAUUCAUUAGCCGGAACCCUGCUGUCUUCGGCGUCGACGACAGCGUCCUCAAUGACCAUCACCUACAGCGGAGUCUCUACAGGUUCAUCUCAAGUGCAAGCGGAUCGGUUCGAGGUUCCAUCAAAAACCUUGUCAUCGACUCCAUCCUCAAAGACUGGAGCAUCAUCGAGUUGUGCAGUCGACUCGCGGCAUCCGCGCAGCGCAUGCCCACGGACUCCUCUCACUGGCGAAAGUGGGCCACGGUUCGCUUCUUCACUCGGCAAUUCCUCAUUGGUAUCGGUCACUUCGACAAGCCCCGGACAGUUUCCUUGGACCAGUUGUACAGUGCCCAGAUUGCCCCCUUCCUGCACCCUGAUCUCUACUCCGUCAUUAGCCAUAAGCUUGGCAUUGACGUUCGUGCCGACGUGGCUGAUGCCGGCGGCGAUGGUCAGCUCUCGGGGCUUGGCCAAGGCCUUGACGAGGAUGGUCACCUCCCCCCUGAGGAUCUCGCGCCUCCUGUGUCUGGUCCCACGGAUGCCGACGAGCCCAUCGGGCCAGUGAACGGGGAUGAUAGGGACUUCCUUCCGGAAACCCAGCCCCAGGACAGCUACGAUUACCCGUACCAGGUGAACGGUGGCGAAGAACCCGAGGACUUGCCUGAUGAUGACACCGGCAACGACACCGUCGGCAAUGACUCCAUCGGUGCAGUUAACGGCGACGAUUCCUUCUUCACCAACAUCUCUGCAUCUGAUGUCCAUGUCUCCACGCCCAUUGAGACUCCACGGGUCCCACCAUCCGGCUUUUUCCCGGUCACUGCCGCUGACGGUCAGGUCACCCCGACCCAAUGGACGAUGAGGGAAUACUGGGACUACAUGGACAGUUCCUUCGGCAACCUCCGCAGGCUUGCGUUAUCCCGUGUCCGGAAGAACCCAAUGCCUGGCUUGACGCUUGACCGCGCUCGCGAUGCUGAGGAUAAUCACUGCGUUUCGCCCGUGUCUGGUCUCACCCUUGUGGUUCUCACGAUUAUUGUAGCUCGGUUCCCCGCAUCUAGCCGCCGGCUUCGAGUAGCCAGCUUCUUUGCGAUCAGAACCACCAUCUCUUUCUGGUCUUCUCUACGCCUCGAGUAG